Messenger RNA from Aspergillus affinis, 813 nucleotides. RefSeq names its product phosducin family protein. Gene Ontology annotation, biological process: regulation of G protein-coupled receptor signaling pathway. The coding region runs from base 1 to 813 and encodes 270 amino acids. NCBI's taxonomy places the organism in Eukaryota, Fungi, Ascomycota, Eurotiomycetes, Eurotiales, Aspergillaceae. The record is from RefSeq and is a predicted model, not a curated record. The transcript is spliced from 2 exons.
AUGUCCUCUGCACAAGACGAGUUCAAUCGCCUUGCCCUUAACAGCCGGGAGCGAUACUCUACUCAUCCUGAAGACCGUGACAACUCUGACCGCGACUCCAAUUCCGAGUCGGACGACGACGCCAACGAUCAACCCCAGUACUCGGACUCCGAAGACCACGAUCCCACCAUGUCUCGCACAAGUACCUACCAUGUCCCGAACAUGGUCUACGAUGCCAACACCGGCCCGAAAGGUGUCAUUGCCGAUGCCCAGGCCUUUGAGCGCGCUCGCAAGGGCUCCUUCCGCCGCACCCUGUUCGGCGACUCACGUCCCCCCAAGUCCGUGACCGAUGACGCAACCCUACUGCACAACUCGACGCCCCCGGACGGUUCUGGUAGCGAAGAUGAGGAUCGGUUCCUCCGCAGGUGGCGCGAAUCACGCAUGGCGGAAUUGCGACAGAUCCCUCAUCGACGGCCGAGUCCUCGCCGGAAGUUCUACGGAUCGGUGGACACGGUUGAUGCGGUUGGAUACCUUGAUGCCAUUGAGAAAGUCCAGUCGGAGACGAUAGUGGUCGUGUGUAUUUAUGAUCCCGAGUCCAAAACCAGCUUCAAAGUCGAAGACUGCCUAGAAACGAUUGCUCGUCGCCAGCCCUCUGUCCACUUCAUCAAGUUGCACUACGAGAUCGCCGAGAUGGACCACAUCCGCGCACCCGCCCUACUGGCAUACAAAGGCGGAGAUGUUUUCGCUACUAUUGUGGAGAUCCCUCAUCAGAUCCCCCGAGGAAAGAGCUGCACUCCGGACACUCUGGAAGAUCUUCUGAAAAUGUAUGUGUGA